AAGAUCAGGAUCAAGAUCAGGUGUCGUUGUGGCCCAAAACAACAACAAUUGCUUUGCUUAUAACAACAACGACCAACCAUUCGCCUCACCUGUACCCGUCGGCUGCCACACCUGCUACAACCUCGCAGGACUAAACUAGACCCACAAGGAUAAAUAGAUGAUCGACGCCCUGACAGCAUGAGUGGGUGACGGAGUGCGGCAGGGCGCGUGGUGGCUGCAGCUCACCACUGACCGCCUCGCAUACACAGCUGGGCCCCGAUGAAAUGCCAAAGAAUGGAGACAAUCAAGCUCUUCUGACACAGUGUAGUUGAAGAGCAGCAGCUGAGGAGUAUUGCAGGAGUGAGCAGAUGCCUGUGUCGCCAUUAUGGCACUCAAUUUUAACUAUGUGGCAGACCUGGAAGACGUGGCGCUGGAGGGCCUCGAUGGAAUCACAGUGGAAGCACUGUGGGUGAGGCUGAAGCACAGGCCAAAUUUUGAAACCAACAUGCACAUUGAUGACAAGAGCAAGGAAUUCCUGUGGUCACUGCUGUGCAGAAAUGCUGAAAUAACCAUGUACAAGAUUCCCACGCCCAGGGAGAAACUCGUCAUUUUCAACAGGUAUGAGCACAUGGAUCAUGAGUUGGGCAUCGUUCUGGAGCCUGAGAACGUACCACCAGAGAUCUAUCCAUUUCACCCGAUUGAUGACACUGAGAAGGGUGUCCGAGGCUCCUGUGCUGCCUACCAUGAGCGCACAGACAUCACAGAACAAGCCUCCUCCAUGACUCUGCUGGAGGUGGACAAGAUGUAUGGACAGCAGCUGGUGUUGGUGGCCAGUCAGCUGCUGAGGAACACGCUCUGCAUCACUGCCUGCAUUGACAAGUUCUAUGACCUCACCAUAAACCAGUACAUCAUUCUGGAGCGGAUUGGGCGCUCGAGACGCAUGGGGGAGAUCACACAGGGCAAGGUGAGUCUGGCGUCCAUGGGUGAGAAUCCCAAGACAAUGUUCUACCACCGCAAGCGUCUCCUCAAGCUGAACCUCAUCACCAAACAGCCUCACCAGCAGAAGGGUGCCAAGGCACAGACUCACAAUGGCUCCCUCCUCCACCUCACAAGGUUCUAUGUGGAGCGGUGUUCAAAGUUUAUCAUGAUGAUCCAGAGAGCAGUGGAGUUGCUGAAGAGUAGACCUGACUUCAGUGCACCCUACACCCUGGUCAAGGAGAUUAUGGGCAUGCCAGACACCUCCUGCCGCAAGCUUUUCAAGAGUCAGGAGUUUCAAAAGUUUGUGAGGAAUGUGAACAAGCCGUACCGGAAGGUGUACCCCGAUGCCCCAGCCAGCCAGUGGAAGUGUAAGGGCAGCAACAUGGAGAAGAUUGUGCGCAUCAUGGAGCUGAUCAACCCACAGAUGGACCCAGUGGAAGUGUGCAAAGGUGAUGAGGCAGUGGAGGAAGAGGAGGAGGAAGAAGAUGAUGUCUACCCUGGAAUUCUUAACCAGAGCCAGAUAAGGUGGCGUGAGGACCUCCUGCACCAGGCUUACAGGAUAGUGGAGGAUGCUGGGCCUGAGGGAGUGACACAGUCUGAUAUGGCGCAGAAGCUUGGACAGACUAAACUGGACUCGAGGACCAUCUGUCGGAAUCUCCAGCGCUGCAACACUGUCCACUCCCUCAUGAAGGAUGUGGGAAGGCAGAGAGUGUCCCGCUACGUGUCACACAAGUUCAUGCAGACUGGACACCUCACGCAGGAGUUCAGGAAGGAGAGGCAGAAGAUGAUGUCAAUGAUAGAGCGCGACAGGCCUAAGGAUGUUGAUUUCCCCUCCACGUCACAGAGUGAUGUAUCCAAAACAGUGGAGUCAUGUCUUCUGGAAGGAGUGGAAGUGAAUCUGGAGGUGAUUUCAACCAAGAAAGCCGACAAGGAGAAUGAAGACUCCUCCUCCCACCCGUCCUCCUCUGCCCCCAACACCUCAACCUCCUCCAGCCAGACCAAGCAAGGGGAGAAAAAAUCAGCUGCAGAAAAGGAGAUGUAUAGUGAAGGCUUCCUGAGUCUGCUGAAGGAGAUCAAGAUAACGUACAACAACCAGAAGCGCAGUUCGCCACACGUCACCACCCGCAUGAUGAAGCGCGCCAACAUGAUCAUCGAGGCGGUGCGGUCGGCCCGGGUGAUUGACGAUGCCUUCCGCCUGCAGAAGAUGAUUGUCCAGGCAGAGACAAAAGAAGGUUAUGCAGUCAAGAUGGACAAGAAGAGCCUUGACCGCCUGCUGGACAAGUUGGCCAAGGGUGGCUUCCUCAAGAACAUCAUUGUGAAGCUCAAGAGUAAGACAGCCAACGUCACAAAGCAGAUGCGCUUCGUGGUCCAUCCCAGCAUAACAUUUGACAACUCACACCUGGUGUCAACCAUCGAGCAGCAGAAGUUGAAGUUCCUGGUGGCCGUCAAUGAACCAAAGAAGGAGAUGGAAGGAAGUUCCUCGGAUAAGAAAUCCGUAGCCAGUCGCAGGAUUAAGAGCGAGGAAAAGGGUGACGAAGUAUCAGCUCCUGAGCUGGAGGGCAAGGGAGCAGAGGAGGGUGAAGGAGGAGACAUGAACAGGCAGACUGUGAGGGAGAGCAUGCAGCAGCUGAAGCUCAUGCACCACACUAACAGCAGCCAGGGGGAAGAGUCUGAGUCAUCCACCUCCCUGGCCAGUUUCAGAAAGCUGGUCAACGUGAAGGGCAGCCUGGGACCAAAGUUUGUGCGUAUGUGUGAGCUGCACAAGUUGCUCUUCUACCUGGUGUACGGCUAUGAGGGACGGGAGGACUUGUGUCAGGAGGAUGCCUGGGUUACCAUCGCCACUGCCUCGCCCGAAGUCAACCUGCAGAAUGAGAACAUGUCAGAGUAUCCCAACAUUUACUGUGCCGAGCUAUCCUGGAAGAUGUUCAUUCCACCUCUACAAAAGCACAUGAACACGGAGACUGGCUGGGCUUUUGUGUGUGACAUUCUGCUACGCCUUCCUCUGUGCAUCUUUGUCCAUCUCGUGAGCAUCACCUCCACCUCUGAGGAACUGGAGAGCUUCCUCAACCACCCCCUCAAGAAGAACCUGCUGGUGAGGUACCUGCCGUCCCACCUCCGUCAGUCCCUCCUUCAGGGGCGCCGCUACGUCACCUACGUCAUCGAUCUCAUCAACCGUCUCUGCUACAUGGGAUUGCUUCAGUACGGCCAGCAAGUCAUGAAGGAGAAGGAUCAGGUGUUCAUCUACGUCAACCGCCACGCCAGCCUUAUCGACUCCACCACCUCCUCCCCCGGCUACCACCAGAUCUCCACGGACAAGGAGUAUGUGCGCAAGGAAUACCACUUCACCUACCUUCAGGAUAUCCUUCAGUACUGGUAUGACCUGUGGACCAUCGCGAUGCACACACCACUGGGCGGCCACAACUGCAUGCAGGGCAAGAAAAUCACCAUUCAGAUACUGGACCGCAAACCUCAGAUCCUGGAAACCCUCAAGCCCCGCACCACCUGGGAGGCUCCCUUCAGGGACAAUGGGGCCAUACCAGGGGACGGCCGAGGAGCAGGAGGGCUGGAUUCGGCAAUGUUUGCACACCUCAAGCGUAACUGGUCUUCAUCCUCCGGCCAGUCAGCAACAUCGCGUCCCUCGGCCAUCCUCCCGCCACCCAGUCUUGCAGGGGAGAGGGCGUCCUAUGAGGGAGGCGCUUCCUACUCACAGUACCUCAUGAACACCACCAACCCCUCCCUGGACACACUCUCCCCCAAGCACCGGCUGGCAGGGCUGCGCAAUGUGAAGCUCUCUGUCUACAGGCCAAGGAUAGGGCCUGAUGGUAAGGGGAUGGAAAUACCAGUAGCAGUAGUACCCAGGCAGUCCCGGGGCAGAAAGCGACGCCAAGAUGCCUCCAAGUCCCCAGUCACUGAAGCGGAGCCUGUGAGUACGGCCAAAAGUCAAGGCACAGGCAAGAGCAAUCGGGCAAGUUACCAGCGUGAACUGAAGCAGCGCAAGAAGUCUCCCAAGAAGCCUUACUACGAUGAGGAGGAUCGGGCCGCCCUUAGGAGGAUGAACAAACUGCGGGUGGACUGGUCAUCAGCGGAGGACUCAUUCCUGCUGCUGUGCAAGGUGGCAUCCUGCUUCCUCUUCCCCAAUGUGAGGAGCCAGAUGAUCACCUUCAGCUUGGUGCGGGACCUGAUGCAUGAGAGGUUCCCCGAGGCUCGCAACAAGACCUCUCGGGCCUGCCAGCGCCGCAUCAACUACAUCAUGAAGAAUGCCACCACUGAGGACAAUGUUUCCAUAUUCCUUGAAGAAGUGCGUCAGGAUGCUAGUAUUGUGUCCGAGUUCCAGAGCCCAAAGCUGCCCCGUAACAAGGACAACCUGGAGAACGUGUACGCCAAGAUAUUCCGCCAGCUGAUGGACCGGCUGGUGGCCAAGUUUGCCUCGAGUGACUCCCGGCAGUGCCCCGACCUGCCCAACACCCUGGAGGAGUUUGAGGAUCGCUACCAGGUCAUUGUGGCGUCCUCCUUCCUGAAAAACAAGCUCCACAUCAAGGAGGUCAAGUCUGUGUCGGACAUUGACUUCCACGUUGUCAAUGCGCUUAUUUAUAGUUCACUGUGCUCAAAGUUUGACCGGGACUCCUAUGCAUACCAGCUGUACUUAGCCUACCAGCAGUACCCUCAGACACUGCUCAAUGCGGUGCUCACCAGGAUGCGGCAGGACCAGAUGAUCAGCUACAAGAAGUGUUACAACCGCUCCAUGCUGGCCCAGACCUGCCUGCCCCUCUCCACCUCGCCCUUCCAGCUCUCUGUCACUUAUCAAUAUGUCUUCAAUUUUAAGUACCACUAUGAAAUCUUCAGUCAGGCGUGGCAUAUGCUGAAGCUCCUCAUGGAGGACAAGCACCAGUCUAUCCUGAAAGGCACUACCAAGGACCCCCCUGAUGAGACUGCAGAGGAUGGCAGCGACACCACCCACCAGCAGGGAGUGCCAAUAGUAAUCCACCAUGAAGGCGGCUACUGUGCUGCCAUCGUUGCCCUCAUGGCCACCAAGCGCCUCCUGUUCAACAUUGUGAUGCCGGAGCAGAUCAUCAUAAUGGAUCAGAAGCAUUCCGUCAUGCAGGAUCACCACCAGUCCCUCCUGCAGCGGUACUCAGAUCACACACAGAUGUCAGGCAGGGACACCCAGGACCUAGAUGCACAAUUCUCUGAGCCACAUAAGAAGCAGCUGCCGUCCCUCAGGUCAAGAUUAAAGGUGGAUACCUCAGCUAAGUCUGCAGAGAAAGGGAGUGUUUCUAAAGGUGAUGGUUCUAAUUUGUCAGACUCCCUAACUGAGGAUCCACAGGAAGAAAGGACAGGAAAUAAAAAGUCAUUAAAGAGGAAAGGUGUGGAAAAAGAACCCCAGAGAGCUAAGAAGCUUUGUAAGUCCCCUGCCAAUCCAAAAGAAGAGGAAGAUAACAAAACAGGAGAAGACUCAUUCAUAGCACACGUUCAGAAUGAUGCAAGACUCACCAGCACACCCGCACCUUCAGUGAAGAGAAAACUGAGGAGAAAGAAAGCUCAGGACUCAGCAGAGGAAAGCCUAACAGAAAACAAUCCCAGUCAAGACGAAGGACAAAGCUCAACAUCAGCGAAGGUGAAGCGAGUCUCCUUCCAAGUGGGAAAGGUGGAAGAGAGUGCAGAGACCCAGGAUACUGAGGGCAGCUGUGUGCAGGAUGAUGGUGCCGCUGCAGAGGAUGACGCAGAUGGAACAGAGUCACAGGGGCGCAACAUUCCCUCUGCCUCCCGUCUGGGCCUGUACAUGAUGAGGGACCAGCUCACACUGGCAGAUGUGGACCAGAUCAACAUCCAGCACGCUCAGGAACACUUGGUGGUCAAUGCCUGUGAUGUCAACUGCCGUCUCCGCCCUCCACCUGACCUGGAGGAAGCCUACACCAAUGCCCUGGAGAUGGGGGUGGAGGCAGCAGAUGACGUGCUGAUGCCGCUGGCCAAGGGGAUUGUGGUCAAUUCAUUAGAGCACCGGAAGAAAGUAACACUGCAGGAGUGGAACCAGCUGGAUGAUGUGCUGGAUAAAUGGGAGGAGCAGGGGGAGAGUGGUGAUCUGCUAGCGAUGGUGAAGGAAGUAUACCACUAUGUUGACUGGCACAGGGAGACUGGUGUCUCUGUGAAGGAUUUGAAGGACAAGUACAGGGAGUAUCCGUACUGCAUCACCGCCAUCAUGUCGCUGAUGGAGGAAGCGCUGCUGGUGAUGCGUGUCGGGGCCGCUGUGGUGCGCUGGGUCACCAUGCAGCACACCAAGCCCUGGCUCAUACAGACCAACAAGAUCACAAGGGUCAACAGACAGAAUGUGCGAGUGCAUGGUGUGUACAUGAUGAACCUGGAGGAGGAUGACAAGGAUGCAGCGGGCACCAGCACCUCCCCUCAGGACCUACAGCUGGAGGAGGGAGAGGAGCAUGAGAGGCCGUCAGAGCUGGAGCAGAAUGAAAUGGGCCAAGAAUCAAGGUCUCAGGAGGCAGAACGUCCCUGGAGUGGCUCAUUCCAGGAUCCAUCAGGAGUAGAAGAAGGCUUGGCCACAACAGCAUCCCUUCAGCAAGAUGGUGAGAUAGAGAACACUGAGGAGGAGUCAUCAGCAUGCCAAGACACCAAGCUGGGAAUCCCUUGCCUUGACACCACCACCAAGGCAGCUGCUAGUCCCACACAGGUGCCGGAGGAGGAGGCGCCUGUCCCCUCCACAUCAGGAGUGAGCACAGAGGAGUCAGCACCCACCAGACGCUCCCUGAGGCUCUCCAGUAUGGCCGCAGCUGAAGAGGGUGACAAGGAUGACCCGUCAGGGAGGCGCCACAUUCACUCCUUCCUGGUGAUGCGCAAGAGGAAGUACAAGCGUGACGAGGAAGUGUCUACCAUCAUGGAGAAGAACAUCAAGCAGCACCACCACAAAUCCGACCAUGAGAGGAUUGACGUGGCGGUGCGUCCGUGGGUGAGGCUCAACGGAACACUGAACAGGCGCGUGGUGGACCGUCUGCUGGGCGCUGUGCUGUGUCUGGUGAUGGAGCGGCCAGGGAUCAGUGGAAGGGACAUUGUCUGCCGGUUUUCCCCAGCCCUGCAGCCUGCCCACACCCAUGACCUGCUGGAGACCUUGGUGCAGCUGCAGUGCAUCAUCAGAGUUCAGCUGGUCUGCUCCCACAAGCCAUCACUCUUCUCUGACAUUGUGGACUACUCCCUAGUGUUGGCCGAGGUGCAUGACUGUGACGACGACGUGCUGUAUGAACCGGCUGUGGAUGCCAUACUCAAGUUGUCCAUGUUCAUUGGCGACAAGAAAUACUCACAAGACUUCCUUUCCGGGGAGAGAAGGUGAAACUAGCAGAGGUGGUCAAGGUGACUGGCACACCUUGGCAAACACCUGGCCACUUUGUGUAUCAUAGUGUAUGUACAGAUUUGCUACCUUUCUGUUGUGAUUUGUUGUGACUGAGUGAAUAAUUGAAUUGUGUGAAGAUAUACUUAGAUGCUUAAUUAAUUCAUCAUGGUAUUGUGUCACAGUGUGGUCUGGUGUAUGACUGGUCAGCCUGGUAUAUCUGGACACCUCCCUACAAAUGAGGUUACUCAAGACAUGAAGAAAGAUUGCAUUAUUUUGUACAAAUGUUCUAGUCUUGUUGUUGUUAUUGGAUGAUCACCAUUUUGAGUGUUGGCAAAUAAGGAAAACUUUCAUUGCUAUCUUGACAGGAUUGUGUGUGUGUGUGUGUGUGUGUGUGUGUAUGAUAAUAUGUUGUAUAUCUUUACAGAGCUUUGUUAAGACAAAUAUAUAUAAAUGACUGAAAA
Messenger RNA from Portunus trituberculatus (swimming crab), 7752 nucleotides. Its product is annotated as general transcription factor 3C polypeptide 1-like. Gene Ontology annotation, biological process: 5S class rRNA transcription by RNA polymerase III; transcription initiation at RNA polymerase III promoter. The record is from RefSeq and is a predicted model, not a curated record. Gene Ontology annotation, molecular function: DNA binding. Gene Ontology annotation, cellular component: transcription factor TFIIIC complex. NCBI's taxonomy places the organism in Eukaryota, Metazoa, Arthropoda, Malacostraca, Decapoda, Portunidae.